AUGACGCCAAGUCGUUGGAUUGAUUUAAUGCACAAGUCCAAUAAAACUACACCAUUCAUUGUGUCAGAUUCCAGAGCCCAUCUGGACCGUGAUAUGUUUGCUAUAAUGUCAGGCCCAACAAUUGCAGUUAUUUCAGUGGUAUUUGAAUAUGCAGAACUUGAAGAUGUAGACCAAACAUGUAUUGAUGGAUUCUUAGCUGUUGCAAAGAUUUCUGCAUGCCAUCAUCUCAAAGAUGUUCUGGAUGACUUGGUGGUGUCUCUAUGCAAGUUCACAACCCUCUUGAACCCGUCAUUUGCCGAGAAUAUCCUGGAUUGCAUCUUAAAAUUGCACAAACUUGGUCCUCUACCUGCUCGUGUGGCCAGUGAUGCAGCUGAUGAUUCAAAACUCUCUUCUGAACCUGGACAUGGGAAGCCUUUAACAAAUUCUUUAUCUUCAGCUCACAUGGCACCCAUGGGUACUCCAAGGAGAUCUUCUGGACUGAUGGGCCACUGCAGUCAGCUCUUAUCUCUCGAUAUAGAGGAGCCAAGGUUGCAACCUAUUGAACAGCAACUUGCUAGGGGUGUUAGAAUUGCUGAUUGUAUUUUAUAG
Messenger RNA from Ilex paraguariensis (yerba mate), 588 nucleotides. The record is from the annotation of a GenBank genome assembly. Lineage: Eukaryota; Viridiplantae; Streptophyta; Magnoliopsida; Aquifoliales; Aquifoliaceae.